AACAUUUUAUCCAUCACUUGAUUCAGUUGUGUUUUGCAUAAAAAGAGAAGUUUAAGCAGUUGAUAAGAAUGGCUUCCAAGGCUUUAGUUCUGUUUGGUCUAUUUGCAGUUCUUCUCGUCGUCACAGAAGUUGCCGCUGCAUCCGGUACAGUGAAGUCAGAGAGUGGGGAAACCGUGCAACCUGAUCAAUAUAAUGGCGGUCACGGCGGCAAUGGAGGCUACAACGGAGGAGGAGGUUACAACGGAGGAGGAGGUCACAACGGAGGAGGUUACAACGGAGGAGGAGGAUACAAUGGAGGAGGACACGGAGGAAGACAUGGUUACUGUCGCUAUGGCUGUUGCUACAGAGGUUACCAUGGCUGUUCAAGGUGUUGUUCGUAUGCUGGAGAAGCUGUUCAGACUCAGCCUGGUCACUAAAUUAAACAAUAUAAUAAGUUGACCACCAUGCAUGAUUGUACCUAGAUAUACACUUACGUGUAUAUGACUAUAGGUUAAUUAAUUAUGGUGCGUUUGUAAUGAAGUGCCUUAUAAGUAAUGGGAAUAAAGUUUCAUGUAAUGUCUGUGUUUAAGUUGUGAUCUGAGAUGUUUGCAUAAUAAAAUCUUGUUUGUUGUUUACACUAUUAUCUUAAGUUUUUGUGUAA
Messenger RNA from Arabidopsis thaliana (thale cress), 640 nucleotides. Its product is annotated as Glycine-rich protein family. The coding region runs from base 69 to 416 and encodes 115 amino acids. The record is from RefSeq and is marked reviewed. Lineage: Eukaryota; Viridiplantae; Streptophyta; Magnoliopsida; Brassicales; Brassicaceae. The transcript is spliced from 2 exons.